Molecule: messenger RNA, 1509 nt
Organism: Ilyonectria robusta
Lineage: Eukaryota; Fungi; Ascomycota; Sordariomycetes; Hypocreales; Nectriaceae
Product: cytochrome P450 oxidoreductase
Exons: 2
Coding region: 1-1509 (502 amino acids)
Molecular function (GO): iron ion binding; monooxygenase activity; oxidoreductase activity, acting on paired donors, with incorporation or reduction of molecular oxygen
Source: RefSeq, a predicted model, not a curated record
AUGGCUGUGUCAGCUACGCUCCUCACUCUUCUCCACACGUACUGGCAGUACGCGAUUCCUUGUCUGUGUGUCGUCUAUCUCCUCUCAAACCGGUAUCAAAAGGGACUCAACCGAAUUCCAGGGCCAUGGCUCAACUCAUUUUCUACGCUGCCGCGCAUGUGGUCAGUUUACAAGGGAGAACAUCACCUCCAAGACCUUGAACUGCACGCUCGGUAUGGCAAGGUUGUGCGAGUGGCUCCAAACUUGGUGUCUGUCGCCGACACAAACGAAAUCAAUCAACUCUACGGAAUCACGACAAAAUUCAUCAAGUCUCCAUUUUACAAUCUCUCGGCCGUGUAUGACGAAGAUGGCCUGGUACCGGAUCCAUUCGUCAUUCGCAACGACAAGACGCUGCAUUCCCGCAUGAAGAGAAAUGCUGCCAAUGCCUACAGCUUGAAUGGCCUAAUUCAGGUCGAGCCGUGGGUUGAGCCCGUCCUCUCGCGCUUCGUUGGAAUCUUGGACGAUCACGCUCAAGCUAAUGCCAUUUGUGAUUUGGGAGAACUCUUAAAACGGUUCGCCAUGGAUGCUGUAUGCAGCCUGACGUUUGGAAGCGAUUUUGGGUAUCUGGAAAAGGGAGACGACCUCAAUUUCUUCAAGAGCAUCGACUUGUUCACCGCAUACAUGUCAAUUUUCGGACAUGUCGCUUGGCUUCACCCGUACCUUUUGGGAAAUGCCAGGGUGGCUCAAUUUGCAACAAGCGGCGAUACUUCCUCAGUGGCAAUGGUUCAAAUCACAGCCAAAGAAUUGCAGAAAUUUCGAGACUCUCCCCCGGUUGAAGGCGACGCCAUGACAUUCCUGAACCGUCUUGCCAUGAACCAGAGCGCGAAUCCUAAAUCCAUCAACGACCGCGAGAUUAUUACCCACGCAUUUGGAAACGUAUCUGCUGGCUCCGACACGACAGCAAUUGCCAUGAGGGCAGUCAUGUAUCACACACUUACGAACAAGGCCGCGUAUGCCCGACUUUGUUCUGAGAUCCGCGACAAUCUCUCUGAGCCCGUCCGUUUUCAGCCAGCGUUUAGUCUACCAUAUCUCAAGGCCGUGGUUCAAGAAGCGAUGCGCAUGCACCCAUCAGUUGGACAGCUCCUUGGACGCACCGUACCUACCGGAGGAGCAGUCAUUGGCGGUUUCCGAGUUGGCGCUGGUGCUGAGGUCGGCAUGUCUCCUUGGGUUCUACAUCGUGACCCCGAGGUAUUCCCAGAUCCCGACGCUUUCAAACCAGAGAGAUGGAUUCUCGGUGAAGGGUGCCACGAUGAAGACCAUCUACGACGAAUGAAUAGGUCAUUCUUUGCAUUUGGUCAUGGCGCUCACUCAUGCAGCGGCAAGCACAUUAGCAUCAUGGAAGUUACCAAAGUCAUUCCUACCCUGUUGUUGAGAUAUGACCUGGAACUUGUUGGAGACAAGACUGGCAAAUUUACCAACUGGUGGUUCACACCACAGCACGAACUAAAAGUCAAAAUGGUUCGCCGGUAG